This is a messenger RNA of Rhizophagus irregularis DAOM 181602=DAOM 197198, 396 nucleotides long. RefSeq lists its product as uncharacterized. The record is from RefSeq and is a predicted model, not a curated record. NCBI's taxonomy places the organism in Eukaryota, Fungi, Glomeromycota, Glomeromycetes, Glomerales, Glomeraceae.
AUGGAUAACUUGAAAUCUGGAAAACUUUGUUCAUUGAAGCAGAACAACAAAAUGUUUACUGAUCUUUACGAAGUCGAGGCGGUAUAUGACAAAGAGGAGUUGUCCACACAGUUGAUAGUGCAAGAUAACAAUGCUUGUGGAUAUAGAGUGCUCGAUUUCCGUGAAGAAUUUUGGAAGUAUAAUGAAACUUUUCCUGAAUGUUUGCGUUGUUUUUCUGAAACAAUUUAUGGGGAGUCACCUCAAUCACCCAAAAUACAAGUAGAUUUUUCAUCACGGUCUGAGAUUCCAAGGAAUGAGAUUGCCGGCAUUCUUGGUCAUAUUACUAACAAAAUGUUGGAAGAUUUUCGUGAUAAUUUCAGUGACAGAAAAGAUGUUCACAAGAGUCUUAAUUGCUAG